Messenger RNA from Phascolarctos cinereus (koala), 3736 nucleotides. It is a transcript of the gene HOXA6, whose product is annotated as homeobox A6. Gene Ontology annotation, biological process: anterior/posterior pattern specification; regulation of transcription by RNA polymerase II. The record is from RefSeq and is a predicted model, not a curated record. Gene Ontology annotation, molecular function: DNA-binding transcription factor activity, RNA polymerase II-specific; RNA polymerase II cis-regulatory region sequence-specific DNA binding. Gene Ontology annotation, cellular component: nucleus. Lineage: Eukaryota; Metazoa; Chordata; Mammalia; Diprotodontia; Phascolarctidae.
UUCUCUCUACUGAUAUGCGAGAGCUGAGAAGUAGCCGGGAGAGGCGUCUGGCCUCAGAGGGAGCCCCUGGGGUCUGCCUCGUGCUGUGGUCUAACCCCGUUUGGUUGUUGUGUGGGUCACACCAGUUUCCUGGUGUGCGUGUGUGUUGUUUUUUAUUCAUGAAAAACACCUAAAGCUGGAUGGAGAAGCAAAUUGGUCAGCUGCCAACCUAUUGCACAUCAGCCUUGUAGAAUAUGCUGGGUUUCAAUUUUGUUUUAGUUAUGGUAUUAAGAAAAAUUCCCCCCCCCCCGGUUUAGUCACUAUGGAAUCAAGGAUGUAACGUUUUUCCCCUUUACCCUGAGAAAUGGGAAUUUUACUUUAUCUUGGGAAAACCAUAUCAAGAAGUUAGGCCAACCACAAAAAACAAUGACAACCCACCCCAAAUUCCAACUCACCCCGAGGGGCUGGGGGAGCUAUAGGGAUUGAAAGGGCAUAUAUUAAAUGGAAAUGUUUAUACAGAUAGCCAAGUCAGCACCAAGCCCCGGAUAUUUUACAAGAUUCCAACAAAUACCUUAUUUAAAUCUUUCACUGCAAACACUCUAACUCAAACCAGGACUUUCUCCUACGUAGUUUUAAAAUACAAAUUCUUUCUCUCUCUCCUGUGUUUUCAUCUGGCCUCCGUUCUGAAAUACGUGAAGGAAAAUGCCCCAUUUUCGCCUCUCUAUCCCGGCCUUUACUUAUUUUUGUGAAACUUUCCAGGGAGAGGGUUUAUUCUGGAAAUAGGCAAGAGGACUUUGGCUGCAUCCCAUAAAGAAACAAAGACAGACACACACAGUAUAUGUACAACUUACGGAUGUUUGUAGACAUACCUAUGUAUCCACCAGAUUUUUUCCAGAUUAAUUCUGGAGGGUGUAAAGAGAGAGAGGAAAAAUGGAGGGAGGAUAGAAAGAGAGAUUAACAAAGUUCCUGCUUGAUCACUGAAGGUAAUUGCUGCUCCCACUGAUAUCGCUGACACCACCAGGAUAUUGCUGAGAGUUGCAUACAUUCGCUAGGGUUUUACAGAUCUUAUAAGCAGCAGCCGGAAAUGCAGCAAAAUGGUAUCAAUAGACUUUCUCCAGCCACUGUAGAAUUCAGGGUUUUAAAGGUAAUUCAGGAGGCUUCACAAAUGCAACCAUAAAAAUGCCACUGGGACGCUACUGCGUUUUUUUUUUAUUAAGAGAUAGAUCCAUCUGCUGGGAAGUCAAAGAUCUAGAGGAAACACCUCUUGGAAAGAUAUCCUGGAUGGUGCCUUUCAUUCAUUUACUGUCUGGGGAAUGUAAGGGGGUAGAUAACCAAGAGUUUCAAGCAGCUUCCAGCAUUUCUAGGGGCAGCUAUCAUAACUCCAUCCAGGACAUGAGCUCCCCAGCUUUUGGGCUCGCCGAGCCCUGACGGGGCGCAGAUUUCGACCUUUGAAGAUGUAUCAGUUAAUUCAAACGUUCAGAAAGCCAGGUUUCGAUCAUUUAGUCCUCUGGAUUCCGAACAGGGCCAGAGCUGCCUAGCCCCUUCGGGUACUGGCCCACGGCCUUGUUCAAUAGAGGAGUCUUUUUAGUAAGUAAAACACUCCUCUCUGGAUUUCGAUUUCAGUGUGUAAACAGCAGCGCUGAACUGCGGGAAAGGAAACGGGAACAUUUUGAUGGGUCAGGAAAGCUGAGAGGGGAUAGGGAGAGGCCCUUACAGGCUUUGGGUGCCCCUACACCUUUGAAGCUCGCCUCUUUUUUGCAAUUUCCUUCUUUUCUCUGCAGGAAAUGGCUGGAUUCGGGAUCUCUUUUUUGGGACUUAGGCUGUGGGAGGAAAGCGGGGAUUUGUGGGCCAUUGUGGCCCAGAUGUCCGGGGCCUCAAAGGGGACAUGGGAAAGUCCGAGUGGGGCGGCAGUAGAUGUGCUUAGUCCUAUUAUUACUUUUUUUAAUGGAAUGGGGAGGCCUGCGGGAGGAGACAGGGAUCAGGAACAUCAUUUAGGACAGCGGCUGUGCCUGACGCUCAGGUCAAGGAAAGCUCGAGUCUCCCUUUCCUCCCGUUACCAGGCUGGGCUCAACGGCUUGUCCUCAGGCCUCGUUGGGGGGCAACAUGAGGGGAAGAGGUGGCCUCCUCUGCUUCCCAAGUUGCAGUGAGCAAACAAGAGACUCGAGCUUUCUCCCUCCCCCAAAGCAUACGGUGGGGCUUCAGCGCCCACGGGUGGGAGUUGAGGGAGAGGUAAACGUAGGGACCCCCUGACCUCGGCCUCCCCCGGUGGAGCCUAACUCGUCAAAUGUGUCCCUUUCUGCAGUUACAGUGAGCAGGGUCCUGUUCGAGUGGCAGGGGAAAAUGAAAAGAGAUAUGGGGGGGGGGUGAUCUGUUGUUGUCACUGCCCCUCCUGGCUGAAUGUCUGUCAGAGUUCCAAUUUCUUAUGAGAGAGAGAAAGAGAGAGAGAGAGAGAGAGAGAGAGAGAGAGAGAGAGAGAGAGAGAGAGAGAGAGAGAGAGAGAGAGAGAUGCAGAGAGAGAGAGAGAGAGAGAGAUGCAGAGAGGCCUGGGCCAGGAGCCUGGAGGGCCCUCAAAACCCCCUGGGCCCCGAGGUCGGCCCCCUCCCCAGCGGCCCUGGGCUGGCGUUCCGGGAAGAGAGGCGGGCGGGUAGGCUGGCUGUGCGUGCCCAUUAAUCUGCCGGGUGUGCGGGCUGGGGGUUGUUUGUAACUUUGCUGGCUCGGUCGCCGCGGGUCCCCGGGGAGCGGGCUCCACGGCUCGCUCCCAUUGGCCACUGCGCCGUCAGCUGGUGCUAUUUGCUGCUGUCGCUUUUGGCGCUCGGCCAUCCAGAAACAAACCAGUUCGAUGACUACUAAUAGUUAUAGCCAGAUGUACUAAUACACAACAAAUCACAGUCCUGCAGAGGGGAGCGCAAAUGAGUUCCUAUUUUGUGAAUCCCACUUUCCCUGGGAGCCUGCCUAAUGGACAGGACUCCUUCCUCGGGCAAAUCCCCCUCUAUCCAGCUGGCUAUGAUGCUCUGAGGCAUUUCCCCGCUUCUUAUGGGGCAUCGAGUCUCCAGGACAAGACAUACACCUCACCUUGUUUCUAUCAACAGUCCAACACGGUCAUUGCUUGCAAUCGAGCGUCCUAUGAGUACGGCACCUCUUGUUUCUAUUCAGAGAAGGACUUGAGUAGCGUCUCUCCCUCGGGCAGUGGCAAACAGAGGGGCCACGGGGAAUAUCUGCACUUUUCUCCUGAGCAACAAUACAAAUCCGAAAGCAGCGUGCAGGGCAAAAUCUUAAAUGACGAAGGCAGCGACCGGAAGUACACAAGUCCUGUUUAUCCCUGGAUGCAGCGGAUGAAUUCCUGUGCUGGUACUGUGUAUGGCACCCACGGCCGAAGGGGAAGGCAAACUUACACGAGAUACCAAACCCUCGAAUUGGAAAAGGAAUUCCAUUUUAACCGAUACCUGACGCGAAGGCGCCGCAUUGAGAUCGCCAACGCGCUCUGCCUCACAGAACGACAAAUCAAAAUAUGGUUCCAAAACAGGAGAAUGAAAUGGAAAAAAGAGAACAAACUCAUAAAUUCCACACAGCCCAGCAGCGAAGAAACAGAGGAGAAGGCAGGGGGAGUAGAAUAACGAAUGCAUCAGCAAAGUUCCCAGGCCUUCCCCCCUUCUUAGCGGCUUUCUCCCUUGUGUUCUCAUUCUGCCAACGCUAUUGCUGCCCUAAGUAUCCACAGUCUGUUGAUUUCUAAAGCUGGAGGAGAGGCUAUAUAUUUGCA